Coregonus clupeaformis (lake whitefish) is the source of this 4379-nucleotide messenger RNA. It is a transcript of the gene slc1a4, whose product is annotated as solute carrier family 1 member 4. Gene Ontology annotation, cellular component: plasma membrane. The record is from RefSeq and is a predicted model, not a curated record. NCBI's taxonomy places the organism in Eukaryota, Metazoa, Chordata, Actinopteri, Salmoniformes, Salmonidae. The coding region runs from base 123 to 1724 and encodes 533 amino acids. Gene Ontology annotation, biological process: L-glutamate transmembrane transport; L-serine transport. The transcript is spliced from 8 exons. Gene Ontology annotation, molecular function: L-threonine transmembrane transporter activity; L-aspartate transmembrane transporter activity; symporter activity.
GCUUGCAUCAGUCUCCUCGCAGUUGCUACUCAGUGUGUGUGCUCACCCACGCUGCUCCAGGAACGGGCAAUCUUCUCACGAAUUACCGUUAUUCAGAGUUCUAGCCGACAAUUUCCAUCAAAAUGGAGAAGAAAAACGGAUACACAAUCACCAAUUCGGUCUCCACCGACGACAUCUUGGAGAAGAGUGGAAAGAAGAAGAAAAGCUGGAAAGACAAGUUUAUGAGAUUUUUGAAUAGGAAUAUGUUGGUGAUAAUGACGGUGUCUGGGGUUCUAGUAGGCGUCGGGCUCGGAAUGAUGGUUCGGAAUAUGAACCUAACCCGGGCGCAGAUGACUUAUUUCGCUUUCCCCGGUGAGAUGCUUCUGAGGAUGCUGAAGAUGAUUAUCCUUCCUCUGGUCGUGUGCAGCCUGAUCUCCGGCGCCGCCAGCCUGGACACACGCUCCCUGGGGAAACUAGGAGGCAUCGCGUUCUCCUACUUCUUGGUGACCACCCUCAUCGCUUCGGGAAUCGGUGUGUCCCUCGCCUUCAUUAUUAAACCGGGAGUCGGUGCCGGGGCUCUGAACACCAAUAACCUAGGUCUCGAGAGCGUCAAUACCAACAAGGAGACCACGGAUUCAUUUUUAGAUCUUGCAAGGAAUUUAUUCCCAGCUAACCUGGUGGCUGCAGCCUUCCGUUCUUAUGCCACCGAUUACAAGAUGGUCGCUGUGGGAAACGACACCAAUGGAACCAUCCUCUACCAGAAGGUUCCUGUGGGCACAGAACCAGAUGGUAUGAACAUCUUGGGCCUGGUUCUCUUUGCCAUGGUGUUCGGGGUGGCACUGAGGAAGCUGGGAGCGGAGGGGGAGGAGCUCAUACGCUUCUUCAACGCGUUCAACGAAGCCACCAUGGUUCUGGUGUCCUGGAUCAUGUGGUACGUCCCGUUCGGCAUUAUGUUCCUGGUGGGCAGUAAGAUAGUGGAGAUGGAGGAUGUGGUUCUGUUGGUGACCAGUCUGGGGAAAUACAUAUUGGCCUCCGUCCUGGGUCAUAUCAUCCACGGAGGGGUCGUCCUGCCUCUCAUCUACUUUGGGUUCACACGCAAGAACCCCUUCAGUUUCCUGUCCGGCCUCAUCACGCCCUUCACCACCGCCUUCGCCACCUGCUCCAGCUCAGCGACCCUGCCCUCCAUGAUGAAGUGUGUAGAGGAGAACAAUGGAGUGGACAAGCGGAUCAGUCGUUUCAUACUUCCCAUCGGGGCCACUGUCAACAUGGAUGGGGCGGCCAUCUUCCAGUGCGUUGCGGCUGUCUUCAUCGCACAGCUCAACAACGUAGAUCUCAACGCCGGUCAGAUCUUCACCAUCCUUGUGACAGCCACAGCAUCCAGUGUGGGCGCAGCGGGCAUCCCAGCCGGGGGGAUCAUCACCAUCGCCAUCAUCCUGGAGGCUAUCGGCCUGCCCACCAACGACCUGUCACUCAUGCUGGCCGUCGACUGGAUCGUGGACCGCACCACCACCGUAGUGAACGUGGAGGGAGACGCCCUGGGGGCAGGGAUCCUCCACCACAUCAACCAACAGGAGAUGAAGAAACAACAACAACUGGACCAGGAGCUAGCAGAGGUUCUGGUGGAAGCGGUAGCCAACACCCAGGCUGACGAGGAGACCUCCCCGCUCGUCACACAUCAAACCCCGGGUUCAGCGGGCGACCAGUCCCCCAGGGAGACCGCGGAAGCCAUUGAGUCUGUACUGUGAACUCGUAAACCAACUGUGAAUUCCGUCUCUAUGGUAACAAUCGGUGGUGGCUGGUGGCACUUUAAAUCCGAGGAUGGGCUCAUAGCAAUGGCUGGAACGAAAUGAAUGGAAUGGUAUCAAAACAAUUCAAACAUAUGGUUUUCUUUGUGUUUGAUAUCAUUACAUUCACUCCAUUCCAGUCAUUAUUAUUAGCCGUCCUCCCCUCACCAGCCUCCUCUGGUGUCUAAGGUUACGACACUGCUGCUGCUACUGCUGACACGACCAAGUCAACCUCUUAAAACAGUUCAUGAGUCAUUUCACUUCUAGGAAAGCAGUGCCAGAGAUAAAGUUCUCGUGAGGUGAAGUCAUGUUUGUUUUAUAUUGUGGUACUUCCUAUUUGGAGUAUUCUAAAAGUGUAUUUAAAAGCCACAAGAAGGUUAGCCUAGCCCUUUAGAAUGAUUCUUGCUCAAAUUGAUUUCUGGUUUUGGGUAAGGGUGGUUGGUCUAUUUGACAUAGAAUCUAAAAAAGGGAAUCUCUCCUAACCAUGACGUGGCUGUGACCUCACGAGGCAGAUAGGAAGGAGAAUCAUUAACUAACUGACAGAGUUUUUUUGUUUGUUUUCUGUUGAUAGUCGACCCAGAACGUGAAACAUUAACACCUCGAAUGACAAAAGUCUCUCAAAUAUUUGGGGUAAAUAUUAGGGAAGAGCCUUUUGGUUUGCCUUUUGGUUAUGUACUACAACCUACUGACCCAAUGACCUACUAUGGUGACUGUCUGUAAUAUUGGAUUUGGGACCAUAAGGAUCUGUGUCGAUAUAGUGCAGGUUCAAUUAGGGGCAAAUCCUAACUUCUACUUAAGUAGAAUUUUCACUUAGUCUCACAUUGACAUCAGUACAUGACUUAGUGGACAUUUGUCUUAAAUGGAAGUUAGGAUUUAUUCCUUAGGCAAUGCAUUGAAAUAUGGUGGUGAGCACACUCCAUUUACUAAAACGUUAAAGUGCAGACCGAGGACAACAAGGGCUACCCUAUCCUUCUAUUGUUGUGAGAAUGGAUGACUUUCAACCGUAAGUUGCCUCCAUCAGUGAUGUCCCAGACCCUUGCUACUAUGGGUUUCAUUUACUGAAGAAACCAAACCAUGCAUUCUUUGGAACUUUUUCUUUUUGGGAUUGAGAGGAAGCAUGGUCAGACGGGUAUAUCACAAAUUGGCACCCUAUUCCCUAUAUAGUGCACUAACUGACCCAUAGGGCUCUGGUUAAAAGUAGUGCACUAUGUAAGGAAUAGAUAGCCAUUUGGGAUGCAACCAUGUGCAUUGGUAAAGGCAUGCUCUCAUUAUUGACUCCUAAUAGUAUUUAUCUCUAUCCUUGGACAUGAAGGAAACGGCCGAAGUUGUUAGAGCAGCCUUUUGCUGUUGCUAGGUACAUCUAUACAGUCUAUGGGAUGCAUGUAUGUUUUACAAAUUACUAAAAUGUUAAAAUGUACAAAAUAAUGAUCAUAUUACAGUAGUGGUUCUGCUGACAUCUAGUGGUGGCAUGGCUCAAUGUUUUGAGUUCUGGCAUGAGAAUGGAGCAAGCAUGUGAAAGUACAGCAUUUUUAUGGUAUUUAUGAAUUUGGUCCUAUAUGGGCCAAUGUGGACUCUUUUAUCUGUGGUCAAAUUGAUUUCUUAUUUCUUUGUAAAGAAUCAAUAUGUCUGUUUGCUAGAAAUGAUUUACUCAGACCUAUGGGGGGGGGGGGGAAUGUUGUACUAACUCACUAAUGUACCAACUCUGUUCCACAAUUGCACUUCUACUCAGACCAAUCAUUUGCUGAAGCAGUUUUUAGGUGUUUUAAAUUGAAGGUUGUUCCUCUAGCAAGGGAAAGUAUAUGUUAUUAACUGUUUUAUACAAAAUUGUAUCCACCCUGAUGUCAGAAUCUUUGGGAAUAUAUUGUCUCUAAACUCUAAACCUGUCCUUAAAAAUGUGAAAAGGUUGCUAAUCUGUCAUUGGAAAACUAUGGCCCUACAUUGUUUGACAGUGAAUUAAUAUAUAUGUUUUGAAAACCAGAAACUGGUUGUUAGAAGGAGCAUUAUGUUUGAAUAUUCUUUCUUUAUUCAACAUGAUCAUCUUUCAGUUGAAUGACCCUUUACUUUUAUGACUUAUAAAUCUUUUUUUCACACUAAAGCUGACUGAAUUUAAAGGAUUGUGAGAAUAUGCUGAAAUAAUCUGGAACAAUCACAGAUAUGUACUUGAAUAAGCUAUAUGAAGGAAUUUUAAUUUAUUCUAAUUGUAUUAACAUUUUGUAUAAUUUGUAUUUUUGAAGAAAAAAAACGAUUUAGGUAUUUUCUCUCAAUUUCUAGCUGCGAAAUCUGUCCCUAACGCCUUUCUCUGAUGUCAAAGUAUUUUUCUUACAGCCUUAAGUAUGUAGCCUGGUCCAGCUCUGGUUGUGCUCUUGCCAACUCCAUUGCUGUAAUUGUCAAGACAAUAUACUUGGCAUAGCAAUGAGUGGCAUGGCAUGAUAGCACAAACAGAUCUGGCACUCAAGCUAUAAAGUAUGUCCUCCAUUUUGUUUUCUGGUAUUUUGACCAACAGGAAUAACUACUAUGUUUCCUGUGCAAUGAUGAUGUCAUUCUUUGUAACACAGCUGUAUCUUUUACUCGUCUCUGUCUUCUAACAUUAAAUAUGUGUGUUUCAGCCAACAGAGA